UGCGAUCUGCGGAACGUACACAUGCAAGGCUCAGGACUGAUUCAGACAACAUAUAACGUCACGUAUGCUAUAAACAACGAUACGCUUCAAGACAUUGGGAUCAAACGUUUAAAGCUUGCUGCUCGAGAUGCUAGUGGAACAUACUCUGACGUGAUUACAAUUGAAUUGUGGAUUGUGGCAAUGAAAUGCACGAAUGGGGGCCAGUGUUUGAGUAAAUAUCCGGACCAGUAUUCAUGCAAUGAUGAAGUGAGAACAGAAGGGUUUGACGAAUAUUUCACCUGCAACUGUACGAACGAGUGGACCGGGCAGUAUUGUGAGGAAGAUGUUGAUGAAUGCGCUCAUGAACCGUGCUCUGGCAGAGAGGUGUGUACGAAUAAAGAUGGCGGCUACGAAUGUUUCUGUGAGAGUGGUGACUUUUUAUGCAAGGCAAAUCUUGAAAGCUGGAGCUUUGCACUCAUUCUAGUCGGAGCCGGACUAUCCCUUAUCAUUAUUGUCGUUGUCUUUUAUGUUGCACGUUGGAAAUACAGGCAGGUGAAGUAUCGGGCUGUUGUGGAUCCAGUGAACGGAUCAGAGAUUUGGCUCCAAGACGACUUUGAUGUGGACAUUCCUAAAAAUGAGCCUCCUUUGUCUACAUUCAUCAACAACAAAAAUCAAGAUGACAUUUUACAGACUCAAUUUAACAAAAACUUCGAUGACGACGAUCACGAUUUCCGACAUCCUGCACCAGACGUUUCUCAGCAAGACAUUGUCACCGUAAAGUUGUCUGAAGUAGGGGAAAAUGCAGAAAUAGCGAACUUGUUUCCAUCGGCUGGACUGAUGCGUCCACCAAAUAGAAACGUCCAUUUCAAUACAGCAUUGCUGGUUCCGGCAAUGCCACCGGUAGAGGGACAGGAUGAUACAGAGUUUUAAUUUAAGCCGACAUUAAGAUCUUAUUGCAGCAAACUCUCACUUUGCUAAUUAAAAUUUGGUAUAUAACAAGACUAACAUCAUACAGAUAUCAAUAGUUAGUGUUAUUUUGUGAUGAAAUAAAACUUAACUUGAGAUGGCCAUUUACCACAGCGACUUUAGAACUUUGAAGGAAAGUAAAAGAAAGAAAUGCCUGAAAGGACCUUCUGAAGAACUAAGUGAACAAGCCUUGGUUGUUUAAACAUGUACAUAUUUAUACUUAAAAUAUUACUAGGGUGUAUUUGUGCAAAAUUUGUAGUCUUUGAUAUUUUAACUUACAUGAACAAUAUGUUGAUGUGUGGGUAGAAUAGUGAUCCUUUUUAUUUCUAGUAUUUAGGUAUCUUUAUGGUACAAAUAUAUCUCGUCAAUAUUGAAAAUAAUGUUUAUAACCGAACGUUUUGUUUGAUUCAAAUCUACAAUAACUUGGAUAUUGUUUUUAUUUACUCACCCUUGCGUUUAAAUUCUAAAUUGUAUAUUUCUUUCUUACUUGAAUAAAAAACAAUUGUCAA
This is a messenger RNA of Mya arenaria, 1454 nucleotides long. RefSeq lists its product as uncharacterized. The transcript has 9 exons. The record is from RefSeq and is a predicted model, not a curated record. Gene Ontology annotation, molecular function: calcium ion binding. NCBI's taxonomy places the organism in Eukaryota, Metazoa, Mollusca, Bivalvia, Myida, Myidae. Bases 22 to 909 code for a protein of 295 amino acids.